Messenger RNA from Lytechinus variegatus (green sea urchin), 1792 nucleotides. Its product is annotated as zinc finger protein 239-like. Gene Ontology annotation, biological process: regulation of transcription by RNA polymerase II. Gene Ontology annotation, cellular component: chromosome. The record is from RefSeq and is a predicted model, not a curated record. The transcript has a single exon. The coding region runs from base 70 to 1215 and encodes 381 amino acids. Gene Ontology annotation, molecular function: chromatin insulator sequence binding. NCBI's taxonomy places the organism in Eukaryota, Metazoa, Echinodermata, Echinoidea, Temnopleuroida, Toxopneustidae.
GGAACAGAUGUUUCUGCUGUCAGAAAGAACUGAAACAUGAUGCUCAAAGUCAUAUGAAAGAAAGGCAAAAUGAGUGUUCUCUUUCUUACAAGAAAUUUUCUGCAAAAAAGCAUCUGUCUCUUCAUCUACCAAAAAGUAGAGAAAAAAAAUCCACCCAAAUGUUCAUGUGAGAGUACAUUUUGUCAGAAGAGAUUUUCAACAAAACAUAAUGAAAGACACAUCAGAGAGGAGUCAUAUGAAUGCUUAUGUGAGAAAGGGUUUUCUAAAAAGAAAUAUUCGCCUCAGCAUAUCAGAACGCACACAGGAAAAAAGCUGUAUGAAUGUUCAUUAUGUAAGAAAACAUUUGCUCAAAAGAAUAGUCUGACCAAUCAUAUCAAAACACACAAUGUAGAAAAACCAUUCAAAUGUUCAAUAUGUACAAAAAGAUUUUCUUGGAACUUUUCUCUCACCCUUCAUCUCAGAACACACACAGGUGAAAAGCCAUUUGAAUGUUCACACUGUGGGAAAAGGUUUUCUCAAACAAGUGGUCUGAAACUCCAUCUCAGGACACACACAGGAGAAAAGCCAUAUGAAUGUUCAUACUGUAAGAAAAGGUUUGCUCAAAAAGGUAGUCUGAAACUCCAUCUCAGAACACACACAGGAGAAAAGCCAUAUGAAUGUUCACAGUGUAUGAAGAGAUUUUCUCUUAAAUCCUCCCUGACAGAUCAUCUGCGAAUACACACAGGGGAAAGGCCUUAUAAAUGUUCACACUGCAACAAGAGAUUUACACAGAGAUCACUUCUAACUUUUCACCUUAGAAUACACACAAAGGAAAAACCAUACAAAUGUCCACAUUGUAGGACAAUGUUUUCUCGGAAAGGUAGUCUGAAACGUCAUGUCAGAACGCACACUGGAGAAAAGCCAUAUGAAUGUCCACACUGUAUGCAAAGAUUUUCUUAUAAAAGGCCUCUUGACUGUCAUCUGCGAAUACACACAGGAGAGAGGCUAUAUAAAUGUUCAUUCUGUUACAAGGAAUUUUCUGAGAAAAGUCAUCUGGUUGAUCAUAUUUCAAUACAUGUGGAAGAAAAGCCAUAUGAAUGUCCACUUUGUAAGAGGAUGUUUUCUCAACAAAGCGGUCUAACCCUGCAUUUCCGAACACACACUGGAAUGUCAGGAAAAAAGCCAUUGGAAUGUUCACACUUUGGAAAAAUUUGCUCAAAAGAGGACUCUUGUUAGUCAUUAGUCAUUAUCAUCAUUGCCAUCAAUCCCAAGUUAUGAAUUCGGUUUUGUCUCCAUGAAUGAGGUUUUGUCUCCAUGAAGGAGGUUUCUGGAUUCACCCCACACUUGCAGCAAUUGCCCCUACCCCCUCCCUUCACUUCGCCGUAUUCAGUGCAUCCUUCGCCAUCAACCAAAUCCUGGCUCUCUUCUUACACUUGUCUCUUCCAUUUCUUCUUUGGUUGUCCCUUCCCCCUCCAACCACCCACCUCGAACUCAAAGCCCUCCUUAAAACGUGUCUGUCAUCCCUCCAAGCACGUUCCCAUACUGCCGUACCACAUUUUCCUUAGCCAACCAUUCCACUGUACUGUAGUGUUCUGAUUGACAUCCGACUCAUCUGUAAAGACAUAGUCAUGUGAUGUCAAUGCUGUAUUAGAGUAACCAACUGAAUGACCAUACUGUAAUGACCUGAUAGUUAUUAUCUGACUAAUAAUCAGAUUAGAGAUAGUCAUGCUAAUGUCCAUGUUGUAGGAGAAAAGCCAGGUGAAUUACUUUACUUGUCUUGAUGGCAUUUAUUUUCUCUUUUAUUACCAGGUGA